Molecule: messenger RNA, 1734 nt
Organism: Quercus robur (English oak)
Lineage: Eukaryota; Viridiplantae; Streptophyta; Magnoliopsida; Fagales; Fagaceae
Exons: 2
Coding region: 145-1128 (327 amino acids)
Source: RefSeq, a predicted model, not a curated record
AUUAAAAAAACAAGAGAGAAACCAGGAAGCCAAGCCAAAGACUCACAACUAGUACUUUACUCUUCUUCAUCUUCAUCUUCUUCGAUAUUGUCUCUCUCUCUGACAUUUCAUCAAACACAAACGAUUCAAUUCAAUUCUACUACCAUGGCAAAUCUCUCUUCACCGAACCUAAGCCUCUUUACCAUUCUCUCCGAAUCAAAGCGCAUCCUCAACGCUCACUCUCGCCAUUUCCUCGCUCUUUGUGUCCUCUUCCUCCUCCCUCUCUCUUUCUCUCUCGUUGUCUACCCAACCCUUCUCAACCUCAUCACUCACCCACCUCCUGACAACCCAAAAGUCCUCCUCCGCAGUUUCCUCGAUUUUCAUCCCCUAGAACAUGACCAACCCAUUUUCUCUGACACCCAGUUCCUCUCAAUCCUCUACUCUCUUUUCGUUUUCGCUUUCUCUAUCUUAGCCAUUGGUUCCAUCACUUUCAGUGUCUUCCAUGGCUUCUAUGGCCGACCCGUCAAGCUCAUCUCAACUAUCAAGUCCGUUUUCCUUUCAUUCUUGCCUCUUUUCGUCACGGUGGUCAUAACCCGGGUCGUGUUUUCUCUGAUUGUUGUUGCUUUUGGGGGGUUCUUGUUGUUGGUGACGAAAAAUUUUGAGCUUUACUCAAAUUACCUUGUGAUUUCUGGUGGGGUUUUGUUGGUUUUGGUCUUGGGGUAUUUGCAAGUGAAUUGGACUUUGGCGUGUGUGGUUGCGGUGGUGGAAUCAAGUUGGGGUUUUGAACCUUUGAGGAGGAGUGCAAGUUUGAUGAGAGGGAUGAGAAAGUUGGGGCUUUCUUUGUUUUUGUUUUUUGGGGUUUUUGGUGGGAUUUUGGUGUGGACUUGUGGUGCUGUUUCUGAAUUGGAUAUUGGAGAUAGUGAUGGGUGGAAAAGUUGGGGUUUUGUUGUGCAGAUUGUUGUGACUUCAACUUUGCUUAUGCUUUUGUUGCUUUACUAUGCUGCGGCAAACACUGUGCUGUAUAUGUAUUGCAAGGCUCUUCAUGGAGAGUUAGCUGUGGAGAUAGCUGAGGAGUUUGCAAGGGAGUAUGUUAGCUUGCCCUUUGAUGAUGGGAAAGUCCCUCAUGUUAUUUCAGUUGUCAUAGGUUGAUUUAGAAUGAGGAUUGUCAUUCAGAUGAUUUGGAAUCAGAUUCAGCUAAACAGCCUUCUUUUCCUUUGUGGUAAGUAGCUAAACGUCAUUCAUGAGGUCUUGCCUCGUAUGAGCCUUGGGAAUGAUUUAUGGGGUAACUAAGGCUGAAGGAGUUUUGCAGUUUGGUAUGGGUGCUGUCCAAGGUAUGGCUUGAUAACUAGGCAGAGGCAGAAUAGGUGAUCAAGUUAUUUGUUCUUUUGAAGAAAAGAGAAGGAAUAUUUGGUUCAUUGUCUACAUUUUUCUGUUUGUGGCUCAUUGUUCCAACUUUUUUUUAAUUUUUAUUUUAUUGCAUGUGGUCCUCGACUCCAUAUUGCUCUGCGGUCUUGAACGAUAAGCCAUCAACUCCAUUGUGCUUGACGGAGCUGAAAUUACAGUUAAAGAAUAGGUUGCUGGGUUUAUUUCUACAUUCUGAAAGUAAUGGAAAAAGAAGUUGGUGUCAUGUAAAUUUGUGAAUUUAAUUAGUCUUAAAAAAAAAAAAAAAAAAAAAAAAAAAAAAAUGAUUCUAUUUACAUAUUGCAGCACAAACAUCAAAAUUCUAUGAAUUUAAGGGUAAGCAUUGGCCCUGCA